ACUGAAAAGAAAAACUGCUCCUUUUCUUUCUUAGAUAAACAACCUGUGGCAUCCAAAAAACACGUCUAUGUGACUCCAAAAUAUCUCUCUUAUAAAUUGUUUUGAUUCGAAGAAGAAAACCCAUCAAUCUUUACACAUUUUCAGCGUUUUUGUACUUCCUUUUAUCUUCUAAGCUUUGCAUCACUUUCCAAGUCUUGGAGUUUUCGUUGAAUUUUGCUUGCAGGGUCAAUGGAGAUUGAUAAAGCAAUCAGAGAGUGUGAUGAUCGUAGGCUAAAGACAAAGUACAAUAAUGCUGUUUAUGUUAUUCAGAGAGCUCUCGCUCUCUACGCAACUGAAGAAGUUGCCUUUAGUUUUAAUGGAGGAAAGGAUUCAACUGUUUUGCUACACCUACUUAGGGCAGGCUACUUUUUGCAUAAAGGUGAACAAAGUUGUUCCAAUGGGGUUCUAGAAGACUUCCCUAUCCGAACAAUAUAUUUUGAGAGCCAAUCUGCUUUCCCUGAAAUUAACUGUUUUACUUACAAUACAGCUACUAGCUAUGGUUUGCAACUGGACAUCAUCCGCACAGAUUUCAAAUCUGGUUUGGAGGCUUUACUGAAGGCUAAACCAAUCCGAGCUAUUUUCCUUGGUGUGCGAAUUGGUGAUCCUACAGCGAUUGGGCAAGAACAGUUCUCUCCUAGCUCAAUUGGAUGGCCUCCUUUCAUGAGAGUGAAUCCGAUCCUGGAUUGGUCUUACAGAGAUGUGUGGGCCUUUAUUUUAACAUGCAAGGUCCAAUACUGCAGUCUUUAUGAUCAAGGUUAUACUUCCAUUGGGAGCAUAUAUGACACAGUUCCAAAUUCAUUAUUGUGCAUUAGCGAUUCCUCUAGCAGCAAAGAAGGAUUCAGACCAGCCUAUUUGCUUUCUGAUGGAAGAUUAGAGAGAGCAGGGCGAGCAAAAAAGAGUUCUGCUUCAGUUUGUGGGCACAAGACUGCCCUGAGCAAUGGCCUUGACAGUGUCAAUUUGCAGAAAAACAGCUUGCUUACAGCUUCAACCAUCGCUGUGGGGGAUGAGAUUCUGCUUGGCACUGUUGAGGAUCAAUUGAGGCCUUUAUUAUGUAGAAAGCUCCAUUCUAUUGGUUGGUCAGUAACACACACUGCGAUUGUUCAGAAUGAUGUAGAUUCUGUGGCUGAAGAGGUUGAGCGAUGGAAAUCAAAUAAUGAUAUGGUAUUCAUAUAUGGAGGGGUGGGCCCGUUGCAUUCGGAUGUUACUUUGGCUGGUGUUGCAAAGGCUUUUGGGGUUCGUCUGGCUCCUGAUGAAGAAUUUGAGGAAUAUCUAAGGCAUCUUAUAGGUGAUCAUUGCACUGGAGACCGGAAUGAGAUGGCUCAGUUGCCCGAAGGUAUCACUGAAUUGUUGCAUCAUGAAAAGCUGCCUGUGCCUCUGAUCAAGUGUCAAAAUGUAAUUAUCCUUAACGCAACGAAUGUUACAGAGCUGGAAAAGCAGUGGGAGUGUCUAAUUGAAUUAACAAGAUCUACUGGGGUGUUAGCGUUGAUGGAGCAAUAUGUUUCAAAGUGCUUGAAAACAGAUCUUUCAGAUGUAGAAAUCGCUCAGCCUCUUAUGAAACUUUGCCUUGAAUUCCCAGAUCUCCAAAUUGGAUCCUAUCGUGAAUCCAGAUAUGGGCCCCUUAUCAUAAGUUUCAAAGGCAAGGACCCAGCAAGGAUUGAAUCAGGUGUUGGAGCAUUGUGCAAAAAAUUCAAAGCUGGUGCUUUCUCUGAAGUCGUUUCAAGUUGAGAUAAUAAUGCUUUUACUGGAACUGCCUGUAUGCCUUGCCUGCUUGCUUCGCUUCCGGUUCCGCCACCACUCUCAUUGCCAAAGGCCCAAAGAUUAUGUGAUGCAUGGCCGGCUAGAGGCAAGGCCUUUUGACUUGGGCCUAAGAACAUAGAGGCCCAAUAUAAAUGUAGAACUUUUUAUUAUUGUUUUAUUUAAUAUAUAGCUCUUCAUAGACUUUGUCAA
Molecule: messenger RNA, 1986 nt
Organism: Ziziphus jujuba (common jujube)
Lineage: Eukaryota; Viridiplantae; Streptophyta; Magnoliopsida; Rosales; Rhamnaceae
Exons: 17
Coding region: 229-1764 (511 amino acids)
Biological process (GO): FAD biosynthetic process
Molecular function (GO): FMN adenylyltransferase activity
Source: RefSeq, a predicted model, not a curated record